Nycticebus coucang (slow loris) is the source of this 2135-nucleotide messenger RNA. RefSeq names its product perilipin 5 (gene PLIN5). Bases 211 to 1551 code for a protein of 446 amino acids. Gene Ontology annotation, cellular component: lipid droplet; cytosol. The record is from RefSeq and is a predicted model, not a curated record. The transcript is spliced from 10 exons. NCBI's taxonomy places the organism in Eukaryota, Metazoa, Chordata, Mammalia, Primates, Lorisidae. Gene Ontology annotation, biological process: positive regulation of triglyceride storage; lipid storage.
AGGGGCUGCGCGCGUCCAGGUGACUCUGCAGCAGACAUGUCUGAAGAUGAGGCUGCUGAGGCUCCCAGCCCCAGUUCAUGGGAGCAUGACCAGCAGAAACCCAUUUUAUAGAUACAGAAACCAAGGCACAGAGCCGUUAAAUCACUUGCACAAGUUCACAAAGCUGGGCAGUGGCUGAACCAGGACUGAAAACAGAACGUGGUGCAGCGUAUGGUGGCUCUGCCUCUGGUUAGGGACACAUGUACUGCAGUCUUCAAUGCUUACAGUGCAGCUAAGGACAGGCACCCACUGCUGGGCUCCGCUUGCCGCCUGGCUGAGCACUGUGUGUGUUCCCUGACCACCCAGGCCCUCGAACAUGCCCAGCCACUGCUUGACCACCUGCAGCCCCAGUUGGCCACAGUGAAUGAUCUUGCCUGCAGAGGCCUGGACAAGCUGGAAGAGAAAUUACCCUUCCUCCAGCAGCCUUCAGAGACGGUGCUGGUAACCCACAACUCCUUCAACAACCCCUCUGAUGGGCUCAGCGCCCGUAGCUCAGUGGUGACCACAGCCAAGGAUACAGUGGUCAGUGGUGUCACAGGCAUGGUGGACCUAGCACGACGGGGCCGGCGCUGGAGUGUGGACCUGAAGCACUCCAUGAGCCAUGCUGUGGAUGUUGUGCUGGAGAAGUCCGAGGAGCUGGUGGACCACUGCCUGCCCAUGACCGAGGAGGAGCUGGUGGCACUGGCGGCUGAGGCUGAGGGCCCAGAAGUGGGCUCAGUGGAGGAUCAGAGAAAACAACAGGGCUACUUUGUGCGUCUGGGCUCCCUGUCAUCACGGAUCCGCCACCUGGCAUAUGAGCACUCUCUAGGGAAACUGAGGCAGAGCAAACGCCGUGCCCAGGACGCAUUGGCCCAGCUGCAGGAGACACUGGAGCUGAUUGACCUCAUGCAGGGCGGGGUGACCCCCAGUGUCCCAGCCUUCCCUCAGAAGGUACACAAGCUGUUCGGGGAGUGGAGCCAGCACCCUCUGCAGAACGGCCAGCGCCAAAGCCAGGCGGAGCUAGAGACUCUGGUGCUGUCCCGCAGCCUGACCCAGGACCUGAGGAGCACGGUGGACGCCCUGGAGGCCAACGUGCGGGGCUUGCCUGCUGGCGUCCAGGAGAUGGUGGCUGAGGUGCGGCGUAGUGUGGACGCCCUGCAGGCCACCUUUGCCAAUGCCCGCUCUUUGGAGGAUGUGCCAGCAACUGCAGUGGCCGAGGGCCGGGGCAGUGUGGCACGGGCACACGCCUGUGUAGACGAGCUGUUGGAGCUAGUGGUGCAGGCUGUGCCACUGCCCUGGCUGGUGGGGCCCUUUGCACCUAUCCUUGUGGAGUCCCCCGAACCCCUGCCUGACCUGGCAGCCUACGUCGACGAGGUUGUUGGAAGCCCUGACCCUCGCUGGGCACAUCUGGACUGGCCAGCUCAGCAGAGAGCCUGGCAGGCCCAGCAUGGGGAAGGGGACAUUCGUGAGGAGGAGCUAGACCCUCCCAGGCCCUCCAUCAAGCACACUCUCAUGCCAGAGUUGGACUUUUGACUGUGGGUGCCCACAUGCCAAGGUCCCAGCUGCUCCCCUGUGGCUCUACAUAAGCACCAAGUCAAUAACACUUUGUACCUGUAAUGUGGGACCCUCCGGUCUUUCCCUUGGAUCGGUAGGAAAGAACCCUGGAGAACCACAAGGACUUUAGUCCUGAGCUGGAUUCUUCAUCUCUGUCCUGUUCCCCAACCCCAAGAAGCUGAUUGAAACUCUCUCAAUAGCUGGGAGUGAGCAAUAGGUGGUGUGGUGGACGCCUGUAGUCCCAGCUACUUGGUAGCUGAGACAAGAGGAUCACUCAAGCCCAAAGUUUGAUGUUGCUGUGAGCUAUGAUGCCUUAGCACUCUACUGAGGGAGACAAAGUGAGACUGUGUCUCAAAAGAAAAGAAAAAAGAAACUCCCCCCCAAAACACGUUUGCCCAGUGGCUUCUAUAAUAUUUGGGGCUUUGAAAAGUGAGACCCCUUCUCCCCCAGCUUGAAUAUACUGGAUUGAGGGGUCCCCCCAAAGCCUCCCAACUGUGCCAGACCCACGUGCUUAGCCAUUUGGGAAUCAUGCUCCAGAAUAAAGGUGCUUUGUGUUGUCCAGA